Chinchilla lanigera (long-tailed chinchilla) is the source of this 3230-nucleotide messenger RNA. It is a transcript of the gene Foxk2, whose product is annotated as forkhead box K2. Gene Ontology annotation, biological process: regulation of transcription by RNA polymerase II. The record is from RefSeq and is a predicted model, not a curated record. Lineage: Eukaryota; Metazoa; Chordata; Mammalia; Rodentia; Chinchillidae. Gene Ontology annotation, molecular function: protein binding; DNA-binding transcription factor activity, RNA polymerase II-specific; RNA polymerase II cis-regulatory region sequence-specific DNA binding.
GGCUCGAGGGCCGCGAGUUCGAGUACCUCAUGAAGAAGCGCUCGGUAACCAUUGGGCGCAACUCGUCGCAGGGCUCGGUGGACGUGAGCAUGGGCCAUUCGAGCUUCAUCUCUCGGCGCCACCUGGAGAUCUUCACGCCCCCGGGCGGCGGCCAUGGCGCGGCGACCCCGGAGCCCGCGCAGCCCCGGCCCGACACGGGCGGCGAUUUCUACCUGCGCUGCCUCGGCAAGAACGGCGUGUUCGUGGACGGCGUGUUCCAGCGGCGCGGGGCGCCCCCGCUGCAGCUGCCGCGCGUGUGCACAUUCAGGUUUCCGAGCACAAACAUCAAGAUAACGUUCACAGCCCUGUCCAGUGAGAAGAGGGAGAAACAGGAGGCCCCCGAGUCCCCAGUGAAGCCUGUGCAGCCGCACAUCUCCCCUCUGACCAUCAACAUUCCAGACACCAUGGCCCACCUCAUCAGUCCCCUCCCGUCCCCCACAGGCACCAUCAGUGCUGCAAACUCCUGCCCAUCCAGCCCCCGGGGAGCGGGGUCUUCAGGGUACAAAAUGGGCCGCGUGAUACCAUCUGACCUCAGUUUAAUGACUGACAACUCACAGCCAGAAAAUGAAAAGGAAGCUUCAGGUGGAGACAGCCCAAAGGAUGAUUCAAAGCCACCUUAUUCCUAUGCACAAUUAAUAGUACAAGCAAUUACAAUGGCUCCUGAUAAACAGCUCACCCUAAAUGGAAUUUAUACCCACAUCACUAAAAACUAUCCCUACUAUAGGACUGCGGACAAGGGCUGGCAGAAUUCAAUUCGCCACAAUCUCUCUCUGAAUCGUUAUUUCAUCAAAGUACCACGUUCACAGGAAGAACCAGGCAAAGGCUCCUUCUGGAGGAUAGACCCUGCCUCUGAGAGCAAAUUGAUAGAGCAGGCUUUUAGGAAAAGACGGCCUAGGGGCGUGCCUUGCUUUAGAACCCCUCUGGGACCGCUCUCUUCUAGGAGUGCCCCUGCCUCUCCCAACCACGCAGGCGUGCUCUCUGCUCACUCCAGUGGCGCCCAGACCCCCGAGAGCCUGUCACGGGAAGGCUCUCCGGCCCCUCUGGAGCCUGAGCCCAGCGCCUCCCAGCCCAAACUCGCUGUCAUCCAGGAGGCCCGGUUUGCCCAGAGUGCGCCAGGGUCGCCUCUUUCUAGUCAGCCCGUCUUAAUCACUGUGCAGCGGCAGCUACCCCCGGCCAUGAAGCCCGUCACCUACACUGUUGCCACCCCUGUGACCACCGCCACCUCCCAGCCACCUGUUGUGCAGACGGUCCACGUUGUCCACCAGAUACCAGCUGUGUCCGUAACCAGUGUGGCUGGACUGGCCCCAGCAAACACAUACACAGUUGCUGGACAAGCCGUGGUCACUCAGGCAGCAGUGCUGGCCCCUUCUAAGGCAGAGCCACAUGAGAAUGGAGAGCACAGAGAGGUCAAAGUGAAAGUAGAACCUGUUCCUGCAAUUAGCCACGCCACGCUGGGCACCACCAGCCGGGUGAUUCAGACGUCCCAGGCCACCCCUGUCCAGACGGUCACCAUAGUACAACAGGCACCUCUCGGCCAACACCAGCUUCCAAUCAAAACUGUCACACAGAAUGGGACUCAUGUGGUGCCGGUCCCCACUGCCGUACACGGCCAGGUGAACAACGCAGCGGCCAGCCCUCUGCACAUGUUGGCGACCCACGCGUCAGCCUCAGCUUCCCUGCCCACAAAGCGACAGAAUGGUGACCAGGCUGAGCAGCCGGAGCUGAAGCGGAUCAAGACGGAAGAUGGCGAGAGCAUUGUCAUUGCCCUGAGUGUGGACGCGCCCCCGGCGACGGUGAGGGAAUAGGGUCCAGAGCCAGUGGCCGGGAGAGCUUUGCUCACGUAUAACAUCAACCUCGUGGUGCCAAAAGGAGACGUUGCCUCUCACCGACUCCGCCAGGCUCGGUGGGAGGAGCCCUGUGGUUAGACUGUGCCUCUGAGCACCGGACACAAACCCAGGCGGCCUUAACGCUCCUCACCCCCGACAGCAGGCGCACCCUGGCUCCUGGGCGCCCGCUCCCUGCGGCUCCACAGUGGAAGUGUCCAGUCCCUCCCAGAGGCCAAGCUGCGCCCCUGAUGACACAGCUGGUCAUCCUGUGGGGACAACACCGAGCCACCCUGCUGCCCCCACAGGACCGCACGGGCGGCUGGGAGGCAGGACAGCUGAGGUGUACUUGCUUCCAGAACAGUGGGAUCUUUGCCGAUUCCCAUCACUCCGUUCUGCUCUGGGAAGUUUGGAUCACAGGACCCUGCAUCUGGAUUCAUUGUGGUUAGCAGCAGUUCCGUCAUUUUGUUCAUUUCUGUGGUGGGUUCGGCCCUGGACGGUUCCCAUGCUCCCCCGCUGGGCUGCCACACCCAUCAGCGUAGGAGCCGCGGCCUGUGAACGGAGGGCCGGGGCUGUGAGGACCGCGCACAGACGGGCGGCUGUGCGCUUGCUGGCUCUCGUUUCUUUCUUUAUGUUGGCUUUGUCCCUGGCCUCAUUUCCACCCUGACUGAGUAAAACAAGUCUCCUAAGUGUUGUGUGUGCUUAAGCAACAGGACCCUGACUCCCUCAGAGAGAGAUUCUGUCUUUUAUCACCCACCCUUUUGGGCACAGAUCACAGAUCCCAGAUCCACCGCAGCCGCGGUGCAUGUGGCACUUGCUCCCUGCAGGGAGCCGGGAGGUCGUUUCCAAGCUGCAGCAGGAAGUUUCCCCGACCUUCCAGAACCGAGCCCAACACUAAGGCCGGCUUCCCUCCUUCGGGAAGGGGCCGGAGGAGUGGGAGCAGGCGGAGAGCCGAGGCCCCGGCCUGGCCCCUCGCAGGCAGCCACGCGCCUCCGCAGGGCUCUCGAGCUGGCCGUGCAGCUGCGCAUCCAGGGCUGCAGCCUUAUUGUGAAUUUUUUAAUGUCAUCAUCAUAGUGUUAUUUAUUUAAAUGUAGUUGCUUUGGUAUUUAAGUUUUUUUUUUUUUUAAGAGAGGAAAAAACCCUGUAUUUUCCUGAUGGAAUGAAAUGGCUCAGAAUGGUAUAUUUAGGCAAUUAAAAAACAUUUAUUAUUUACAUAAAGACCAAAUAUGAUAAAACUGUUCUAAGUAUUGUGUGUCACCUGUCUCGAGCUGUCACAGUGUAUUGCAGAUGAUGCGUGUGAAUCACGGGGUCACUGCGAACUGCUGGAUUUAUAACUCAGCCAUGUGGAAAUAAAAGUGAGACAUCCUA